UCGUGCGCCACCUCUCGCCAUAAAGGCGGUAGUAAUAGGUGGGUCUCUUGUCAAGCAUGAGUAUACGCUGCAGUGCGGACAAAAACCGAGAAGUGGGAUGGAUCGAGAGCCUUGGCGUUGGAGAGCAUAUAGCCGUAUUUUAAACCGAUACUUCAAUUAGUAAGAGAAGGCAUUGUAUCGGAAUAGUUUAUCGGAAUUGGACCCACGGCUUACCUGGAUUUUAGUCGUCGACAAUGUAUUUUAAUUGUGCAUUCAUGCAAAGCAUACACCUGUACACUGCAGUUUGUAAUCAUCGGAAUCCGCUUGCGUGACACGUUUAUUGUCGAAGAAAUUGGAUCUUAUUCUAAUUUAAACAACUUGACAAACUAAUGUAGAAAAAUACAAAAAUAAAAUGUGUGUGUUAGGCCAAUACACAAUGUAAGAAAAUCAUAUGUUUGAUUGAAUUUAUUGUAGGUUUUGCUUGGGAUAUAAUUGCCUGCUAAAUGCAAAGGAGUACGGUUCAGUUUUUAGCGUCGGACAUCGGAGUAGAUGUUUAUAUGGACCUUUCUCGCAAUGGAUUUGGUCUUACUUGGGGAAAUUAUGCUAUUAUUGAGUGUAUAGCUGUAGCAGUAGGGCUACUGUUUGUCAGAAGUCUUCUGCCACCUUAAAAUCCCAAAUGAAGAUUCCAAAAAGACGGAAAAGACUAACGUGCCGUCUCUGCGCCAGAUAAAUGGCUCAUUUAAGUUGGGAGCUGCCCGCGUUCUGUCGGGCUGGCAGAUUCAGUGCCUAGUGCCAGGCCUCCAGGACCACGCCAACAUGAAUGGGGCUGGGGAGACGGCAGACAUCCUGCCGCCUAACUGCAUGGUCAAGGACCGAUGGAAAGUGCUGAAGAAAAUCGGAGGGGGAGGUUUUGGGGAGAUCUACGAAGCUCUGGACCUGUUGACUCGGGAGAACGUGGCAUUGAAGGUGGAGUCAGCCCAGCAGCCCAAACAGGUCCUGAAGAUGGAGGUGGCAGUCCUGAAGAAACUGCAGGGUAAAAACCAUGUUUGCAAGUUUAUUGGCUGCGGGAGAAAUGACAAAUUCAACUACGUGGUCAUGCAACUUCAGCAGGGACGCAAUUUGGCAGACUUGCGGAGGAGCCAGCCUCGGGGGACUUUCACCAUGAGCACCACACUCCGCCUGGGGAAACAGAUCCUGGAGUCUAUAGAGACCAUCCACUCUGUUGGCUUCUUGCAUAGAGAUAUCAAACCGUCAAACUUCGCCAUGGGAAGGCUGCCUUCAACCUUAAGGAAGUGUUACAUGUUAGACUUCGGCCUCGCGCGGCAGUACACCAAUACCACUGGAGAAGUCCGCCCUCCGAGAACAGUUGCAGGUUUUCGAGGAACUGUCCGAUAUGCCUCAAUCAACGCACAUAAAAACAAAGAAAUGGGCCGCCAUGAUGACCUAUGGUCUUUAUUUUACAUGUUGGUGGAAUUUGCAGUUGGACAGCUACCAUGGCGGAAAAUCAAGGACAAGGAGCAAGUUGGGCAGAUUAAAGAGCGAUAUGACCAUAGGAUGUUGCUGAAACACAUGCCGUCAGAGUUUCAAAUCUUCCUCGACCAUGUAUUGGGCCUGGACUACUACACCAAGCCGGAUUAUCAGCUGCUGAUGUCGGUGUUUGACAACAGCAUGAAGGAGCGCAUCAUCACGGAAAAUGAGCCGUUUGAUUGGGAGAAAGGAGGGACAGACUCCACACAGUCAACAAGCGCCUCCACCCAACCACAGCACAACACACGGCCCACCGUCGCCAUGGUGGGAGACCUAAACACCCCGGUGCCCGGAGACCUCCAGAGAGAGAACCAGGACGAGCACCUCAGCGACCAGGAGAACGCCCCUCCGGCCCUGCCUCCCAGUGGGAGCCGCCAGGGGGGCGAGGGCGGUGGCCAGACGCCCGCAAAGGGCGAGGGAUGGGAGGACACCGACUUCAACCGCAACAAACUCAGGAUCAGCCUGGGCAAGGGGGCCCAGGAGGGGGAUGAACCCAGCAGAGGGGCCUGUCCCAUGUCGCUGUGCCGAGCAGGAGGGGCCCCAGAGUCCCCCAGUGGCCAGGUGCGCUCCCUCCGUUACCGCCGCAUCAACAGCCCAGAGUCAGACCGCAUGUCGGCUGCUGAUGGGAGGGCCGUCGACGGCUAUGGCCAAAGUAUCAGGUCCCGCAUGGACAUCCUGGGCUCGCCCUCGCGCCACAUGUACUCGUCCCAACCAGCCAUGAUGCUGUCUGUGGACGACGGCCUGCAGCGCGGGCGGCACGGCGAGGGCUCGGUGGCGUCCGUGGACCAGGAAGCCCACAGCAAUGCCUUUAUCAGAUCGGUGCCGCUAGCCGAGGAGGAAGACUUUGAUAGCAAGGAGUGGGUGAUCAUUGACAAGGAGACGGAGCUGAGAGACUUCCAGCCCACCACGUCGGGCACCACCGAUGAGGAGCCUGAGGAGCUGAGGCCCCUGGAGGAGGGAGAGGAGAGGAGGAAGCUGCGGGGAGGAGGGGCGGAGAUGGUGGUGCGGCCCAAGACGACCCACACAACCAACAGCAGCCGGGGCAUGCUCACGCUCACAGAGGAGGAAGCCUCCAGACGAAGUGGGGGAAGCCCCGCCAUGUCGCCCUGUCAUUCACUCCCGUCAGGCCGUCCUAUCGGACCCCAAACACCGAUGAUCAUGUCUCUGACUGAGCACACUGGCCUAUAUCAGCCCUGUCCAGACUUCAGGACCAAGGGCCAGAUGGAUGAGAAGGAGUAUUUCCACAUCCUUCCCCAACUCCAGGUCAAGAGGGCCGACUUCCUCACUGUCAUGCUGACCGGCACCCUUCCUCAGAAGCGAACCUUCCCAGCAGCUCUGUCGGCAGAGAACGAGGUCCAGGAGCCCCAGAGCCCGCGGGACGAUGAUGUGUCCAAGAGUGAGUCAAACAGCGAGGCCAGCCAAAAAAGCACAGAGAGGAGCCAGGAUGGGGCCCCUGACACCCUCAUGGCCGGCCCCCGGGAACCCGCCUCAGCCGCAGAUGCUGACCCUGAAUUUGAGGACGGCUCCAAGACCCUGGUUCUGUUCUCGCCGGGGGAUACCCAGAAGUCUCCAUCCACUGGGGGAGAACACGUCCUGCUCGAGGUUGACUUCGGGACACCGUCUGCCUCUACCCCUAGGAACGAUAUGCCUCUGGUGGGUGCGCGCAGCCAGCCAGAGCUCUCCUUCACACUGAGGUCGGACUUGAGGCCAUCCACCCCUAUUGCCCCCGUAUCUCCCCCCUUCACCAAAGUUGAGCUCACCUUUGUCCACAUCUCCGAGACUUCCCACUUUAACAUCAUGUCUUCCAGAGGUCAAACCGCAAAGGAGAGCAGCGACCACUGCGACAUCUCAGCCGUUACCCAGGAGGCCUUACCAUGGGAAGGAGACACCCGUGAACAGACCGGACAUGUCGAAAAAGGUGAGGAAUCCCAGAGUCCUUCCAGAGAGCCCCAAGCCCAUUCUAUCCCAGACGUGACCCUGGAGAAUGGUGUCACGCGCACCAAACCGGACGACCGCCCACCGCUGGUCUUCGUCAAGUCGUUGGAGCCUGUCCCGGAAGCCAUGUUGCCCAUUCUGGAACACAAAACUCUCUCUGUAGAUUCCAACAAGGGGCCAUUGUCUACCGAAGGUAUUGCCAACGCUGAACUACCGCAUACCACCCUCAGGCGGAGGAUCAAAAGCCGCAUCCCGGUUCUACUGUCUGAAGAGGGCACAGGCUCGGAGCAUUCAGCCUCGCUCUCUGCCCGGGCGCAACUACAGAAGAGAGCCCGGAAACUGGACCUGGCACGCCUGGUGGUGCAGAAGCAGCAGGGCCGCUGGAUGAGGCUGCCCUCGGGGACAUCCUCCUCGCUGUCCUCCGGCGACGGGAGGGCCUCCGAGACGCUCUCCACUACCGGCUCGGAGGAAGACACCCAUGCCUCGGACGAGUCUCUGGCCAGGAGGAGGUCCUGUCUGAAGGCCAGGGCAGGGGCUGGAGGGGACCAGGGCCAGACGGACUGGCACAGCAGGAUCCCUAGGCCCGUCACCCCCAUCAAGAGGCCCUCAGGGUGGCUGCUGGCCUCCGUGUCUUCUCCUCUCGCUCUGCCAGGAUCGGGCAUUUGUAGAGAUGCAUCCACCUUUUGUAAUGGGCUCCAAGUUCAGAAAAUAGGACUAAGCACUCUCCAAACCCAGAGGUCUAAACCUCUGCAGACCGGCUCCUCUUCUUCCUCCUGUCCAAGGCCCUGUCCUGUCCCCGCCCAGCCCUGCGGCAGCCCCCGAAUGCCCCUGCGCUGCGUUUUCGUGACCCAACGCAGCUUAAGCACCUCCCACUGCAGGUCAGACAGCCUCUCCCCCCAGCGUCUCCAUCCAACUAGACAGUCCCUCUCUGUCCGGCCCACAACUGCCCCUCCCCUCCAGCCCAGGGCUAAUACUACUACUACUACUACCAGCAUAAAACGGGCCAACUCACAGGACACCUUUACCCAGGUGUCCACCGCUAUGCCUGCCAGAAUCCGAGCCAAAUCCACGGGCCCUGCCAAAGCAAAACAAAGCACAGGGGACAAGAUGGCUGCCGCGAGAUAGUAAACAGAUUCACUGGGAAGAAAUGCAUAUGCUUCUCUGUUGUCCUUAGAAAGACUCAAUGCUUCAAAAAGUUCCAGCCCGGACCCAAAUUAAGACUGACGCGGUUUCCCAUCUUUUUUUACCUACUUUGAUCCAAACCAUGUAUAGUGGGGCAAAAAAGUAUUUAGUCAGCCACCAAUUGUGCAAGUUCUCCCACUUAAAAAGAUGAGAGGCCUGUAAUUUUCAUCAUAGGUACACUUCAACUAUGACAGACAAAAUGAGGGGGAUAAGAAUCCAGAAGUUGUAAUCUUUCUCAUUUACAUUUACAUUUAAGUCAUUUAGCAGACGCUCUUAUCCAGAGCGACUUACAAAUUGGUGCAUUCACCUUAUGACAUCCAGUGGAACAGCCACUUUACAA
Oncorhynchus gorbuscha (pink salmon) is the source of this 4963-nucleotide messenger RNA. Its product is annotated as tau-tubulin kinase 1-like. Gene Ontology annotation, biological process: peptidyl-tyrosine phosphorylation; signal transduction; peptidyl-serine phosphorylation. Gene Ontology annotation, cellular component: nucleus; cytoplasm. Bases 796 to 4566 code for a protein of 1256 amino acids. The transcript has 16 exons. The record is from RefSeq and is a predicted model, not a curated record. Lineage: Eukaryota; Metazoa; Chordata; Actinopteri; Salmoniformes; Salmonidae. Gene Ontology annotation, molecular function: ATP binding; protein serine/threonine kinase activity.